Megalops cyprinoides (Indo-Pacific tarpon) is the source of this 1627-nucleotide messenger RNA. RefSeq names its product tRNA methyltransferase 13 homolog (gene trmt13). Gene Ontology annotation, biological process: tRNA methylation. The record is from RefSeq and is a predicted model, not a curated record. Bases 193 to 1605 code for a protein of 470 amino acids. Lineage: Eukaryota; Metazoa; Chordata; Actinopteri; Elopiformes; Megalopidae. The transcript has 11 exons.
CGCUGUAACAGUGGACAAUUCAGUGAUCUGGAAAUCACACGGACAGCUCAUUUUAGUCACUUGACUAAAAGACUUUAUAGUAAAAUAGUUUCUGAAUUUGCGCGUAGCCGAGCACUAUUGAUACAAAAUGUGUACACAGUGUAAUAUGCCCGGUACGGUUCUGUGUGACGUCGUUACGCGUCUCGGGUAAAGAUGGCGGAAACGACAGGGGACGGUGUGUCAGCCCCUCUACCGGGAAGAUGUGGGUUUUAUGUGGAGAAGAAAAAGCGAUACUGCAAAAUGGUAGUUGCCAGUGGCAAAACAUUUUGCGGCGAACAUGCGAAUGCGGACCAAGAAGGCGAGAGAGAACGAAUCCCUUGUCCUUUGGAUCCGAAGCACACAGUGUUUAAAGACAACUUAACAAAGCAUUUGAAGAAGUGCAAUUCAAGAGAGAAGCCCAAACCCGUUUACUAUAUUCAAGAUAUCAAUGCUGGACCCGAGGAUGAUGAAGAUGAGUUAGAUGAGAUACCCUUAGCUGACCGUGGCAAAGAAGAGUUGGAUUCGUUGGUCAAAAAACUGAAGAAAGCAGUGCAAGGGCUUAAUUUUAAACACGAGGAGAGAAUAUUAUCCCACCCUGCUCUGUGUGAGGCACUGAGCGAUCCUAAAAAUGGAGACUGUGCGUUCAAACACCUGAAGCAGCAGGCAUCUCUCUUGGGGAACAUGAAAGCUUUGGGCUUGCUGGUUCCCAGCAGAUGCUUUGUGGAGUUUGGGGCAGGGAGAGGUAAGCUGUCUCACUGGAUCCGUGUUGCCCUGCAAGGAUCUGACAACGUCCAUUUUCUGCUCGUGGAAAGGUCCAGCACUCGUUUUAAGGUAGAUGGCAAGCACAAAAGUGCUGACUCCGUGUUUGAAAGGCUGCAGGUGGAUAUUCAGCAUCUUAGUUUAUGUAAAGUCCCCUUACUCCAUGAAAAGGGACUUCCUCUCAUUGGGGUUGGCAAGCAUUUGUGUGGAGCAGCCACAGACCUGGCUCUGAGGUGUAUGUUGGAGAGUGCUCAGAGUGACAGCAGUAAGCACAGUGAUCAGCCACCCAGGAAACGGCUGAAGCAGGAGCAUCAGUGCGAGAGGGGGGGCACUGACACGGAGCCCCGCUCUGCAGCAGUGGAAACGGAGACAGGGAAGGAGCUGGCAGUGUCUGGGCUGGCCAUCGCUCUUUGCUGUCACCACCGCUGCGACUGGAGGCACUACGUGGGGAAAGAGUUCUUCAGGGAGCGGGGACUAGGCGCUGUGGAGUUCGCCGCUUUCCAGCGCAUGUCCAGCUGGGCCACCUGCGGCCUGAGGAAGGCUAGUGACCGCAGGGACGGUUCCCCACCGCAAGGCGACGGCAAUGAGCAAUGGGGGGGGGAGGAGGAGCAUGAGCAAGGAGGGGUGGCCAUACCAAGCAGCCUGGAUGGGAUCGUGUCUGCUGAAGAUCGAGAGCACGUGGGGCGUCUGUGCAAGCUGUUGAUUGAUCAUGGCAGGGUGGAUUACUUGCAAAGGAAAGGCUUUACUUCCAGUCUGCAGUACUACACCAGUCCGGACAUCUCCUUAGAAAACGUGCUGCUGACUGCUGUGCCUACCGCUACUGGAUGACCAAACUUAACAGGAGCAAUCA